Molecule: messenger RNA, 1736 nt
Organism: Pseudovirgaria hyperparasitica
Lineage: Eukaryota; Fungi; Ascomycota; Dothideomycetes; Acrospermales; Acrospermaceae
Product: A/B/D/E cyclin
Exons: 6
Coding region: 104-1624 (506 amino acids)
Biological process (GO): G2/M transition of mitotic cell cycle; regulation of cyclin-dependent protein serine/threonine kinase activity
Cellular component (GO): centrosome; nucleus; cytoplasm
Molecular function (GO): cyclin-dependent protein serine/threonine kinase regulator activity
Source: RefSeq, a predicted model, not a curated record
AGGCUUAUUGACCGCGUUAUAUAACAUAUCAGCACCCCCACCUCACCACGGCUUCACUCAAGUUUCUGGCCCGGGACGUUGUCAGAACGUCUGACUGUUCAUCAUGCCUCCCGUUGCGCGUCCCCUAAAACGGGCCAUAACGAACGAGAAUGACGAAAAUGUUGGAACAACGCGACUGACGCGUGCCAAAGCCGCGGCGCUCACUGGCAAUGAAAAUGAAGCCCCACCAAAGAAGGCCCUUCAGACCAAGAAGACUACCUCGAAUACUCUAUCGGCUGCAACUGGCGGCCAGGUUAGAAGACGUGCUGCGUUGGGCGACGUGAGCAAUGUUGUCAAGGGUGAUGUGGGGGAGGGUAAAGACGGCAAAGAGGUGAAGAAACCUUUGGCGAGCAAGACAGGCCUUGUAUCCAAGGCAGCACAGCCCUCACGAGUCCAGAAGACAACAAAGACGACCACGUCUCGAUCCAUACUUCAGCCUAAAGACAAAAACAACACUGCGUCGGAACUCAAACGACCCGCCAGUGGCUCCGGCGCCACAGGUCCCGUCACGAAAAAGCGUCACACCGGGUCAAGCACCAAGUCAAUUGUCGAAGAAGAUUACCAGGACUCAGAAAACAUUGCUCCUGAGGUGAACAGGCAGACCACGAAAACAACCGUGAAGGUUGAAAUUGAGAAGCAAGUUGAGCGUGACGAAGUGAAGGUUGAGCCUCUCAAGGAAUCUUCAGAUGAGAUGAUCCUCGAUCUAGACGAAGACGACAGAGAGGAUCCCCUCAUGGUUGCUGAAUACGUUCACGAAAUCUUUGACUACCUGAAAGAAUUGGAGUUGAGAACAUUGCCAAACGAGGACUACAUGGAUAUGCAAGGCGAACUCGAAUGGAAAAUGCGAGGUAUCCUCAUUGACUGGUUGCUUGAGGUUCACACUCGCUUUCGUCUACUACCGGAGACUCUUUUCUUGGCUGUCAACAUCAUCGACCGGUUUCUCUCGGCAAAGGUCGUCCAGCUUGACCGUCUACAACUCGUUGGCGUAACGGCUAUGUUUAUUGCAUCGAAAUACGAAGAGGUCCUUUCACCCCAUGUGCAGAAUUUCCGGCAUGUUGCUGAUGACGGCUUUACUGAAGACGAGAUCCUCAGUGCUGAGCGUUUCGUCCUUGCUGCUCUCAACUACGAUCUUAGCUACCCAAACCCUAUGAACUUUCUCCGAAGGAUAUCCAAGGCAGACAAUUACGAUAUCCAUACACGUACUGUCGGCAAAUACCUUUUGGAGAUCAGCUGUCUAGAACACAAAAUGAUCAAGUUUCCUCCAAGCCAGAUCGCCGCUGCUUCCAUGUAUAUGGCUCGUCUGAUUCUGAACCGUGGAGAAUGGGACGCAACUAUCGCUCACUAUGCGGGCUACACCGCCAAAGAGAUCGAGCCCGUUCUUGAGUUGAUGAUCCAGUACAUCUCUGGCCCAGUCAUUCAUGAGGCAUUCUUCAAGAAAUAUGCUAGCAAGAAAUUCUACAAGGCAUCUAUCUUCUGCCGCAAGUGGGCUAAAGAGUUCGUCCAUGAGCAUGGUGACGUCGUUGAUGUUGAUGGCAAUGCUCGUCCCGGGCUACCAUCAACUGGGGACGAGGAGCCGAUCUUCUAGGUCUGGCUAUGUGUCCUCUGAGUGCUACGCCAAGCGUCCUUGGUGCAGCGGUACAGUUGGCGUGGCAAUGCAAGCAUAGGCGUGGCGGCGACCGACAUAAUGGCUUUGUUAU